AUGCUCGAUCCGCAAACAUUAGAUGAAAUUGAUGUACUAACACGUACUGUCUAUGGUGAAGCACGUGGAGAAACUAUAGAUGGUCAAGCAGCUGUUGCUUGGGUAAUUCAAAAUCGAGCUGCUAAAGGUCGUACAUAUAUGGGCAAAACUAUUAAAGACGUAUGUCUUAAACCUAAUCAAUUUUCAUGUUGGAAUUCCAAUAAUGUUAAUCGGAAGUUACUUCUCGAUUUAAAUACAAAAAGUGAAAUAUAUGAAAAUAUUCGCCGAGUUGUAGAACAAGUAUUAAAUGGAACACGAGCUGAUAAUACAAACGGUUCAACACAUUAUCAUACCAGUCACGUCCAACCUAAUUGGACAAAAGACAAGAGUCCAACAGUUACUAUUGGCAAUCAUUUAUUUUACAAUAAUAUUGAUUAA
Messenger RNA from Rotaria sordida, 417 nucleotides. The record is from the annotation of a GenBank genome assembly. NCBI's taxonomy places the organism in Eukaryota, Metazoa, Rotifera, Eurotatoria, Philodinida, Philodinidae.